AUGGAGGAGCGUCAGAGGAGGACGCAGGGGCUGGCUUGCUCAUGGGUGCUUCAGAGAGAAUGCAUUUCUAUUCACAUCGGCCAAGCAGGUGCACAGAUCGGAAAUGCCUGCUGGGAACUGUACUGCUUAGAGCAUAGCAUAGAUCAGAGUGGAUUUCUGGAUGAAUCAGUCGACCAAAAGAAAAUGGAUUCGCAG
Molecule: messenger RNA, 195 nt
Organism: Ostertagia ostertagi
Lineage: Eukaryota; Metazoa; Nematoda; Chromadorea; Rhabditida; Trichostrongylidae
Source: the annotation of a GenBank genome assembly